Symbiodinium necroappetens is the source of this 369-nucleotide messenger RNA. NCBI's taxonomy places the organism in Eukaryota, Dinophyceae, Suessiales, Symbiodiniaceae. The record is from the annotation of a GenBank genome assembly.
GCUCAAGAACGUCCAACAACUUCAAGCCACAGAUGAGGCUUUUGCGGCUAUUCUUGACGAUGGCUCAGUUGUGGCAUGGGGAGAACUGAACUAUGGUGGUGACUGCAGCGCUGUUCAGGAGCAGCUCGUGAAUGUGCGUCAAAUUCAGGCCAACCGGUAUGCCUUUGCAGCAAUCUGCGGCGACCGAUCUGUCGUCACGUGGGGGAGCAAUACAAGCGGAGGUGACAGCAGCAGCGUUCAGGAUCAGCUCAAGGACGUGCAGGCGAUCCAAUCCUCAAGCCGUGCAUUCGUAGCCAUUCUGAGAGACGGAUCUGCUGUGGCGUGGGGCGCAUCCAGUUACGGCGGGGAUAGCUCCGAGGUCCAAGAUCA